AUCUGUUAUCACGUACUUGAAGGCUUCUACUUACUCCACUUUCAUGCAAAACGGUCGGAAUGUCCAAGGGAGCGACAGGGCUCAGAUAUGGGCUCGGAUGUCCUCACGGAGCGCGCUUGGGGUUCUACCUCAACUUCCGAUCCAUCGUCGACGCGCACAACAAAUGGUGCUCAUGGACUACGAACAGCAUCAGAUGCGACUUUGCCUGACCCAACACCAAUCAUUCCAUACUGGUCUGCAAAGCGUCAUCUCACAUGUGGUAAUCCUGCCCCUCGUUCAUCUUCAGCACGUCUCUUUCCAUGGCGAGGAAGUGCACCCGGAAAGCUCAAGACCGCAAAUGCUGCUCUCGUGCUCUGCCUGAACAUUGAUGUCGACCCCCCAGAUAUCAUCAAAACUAAUCCCUGCGCAGCACUCGAGUGCUGGGUCAACCCUCACUCCCUCCCAUCCCAUAAGGCUCUCGAAGCCAUUGGAUCUAACCUACAGCACCAGUUUGAAGGUCUGAGUCUCAAGAUUCCUUACAAACCCAUCCUCGACCCCUCCUAUGAGGACCUCCGCCGUUUCUGCAUCACUCUUCGUAAACAGGCGAAAGACGAAACAGUUUGUUUUUACUACAACGGUCACGGCGUCCCGAAGCCCACCCCCAGCGGGGAGCUUUGGUGCUUUAACCGGAAUUAUACCCAGUACAUUCCCGUCUCGCUCAUGGAGGUCCAGACCUGGCUUGGCAGCCCAGGCGUGUACAUCUGGGAUUGCAGCGCUGCCGGGCACUUGCUCUCCAACUUCAUAACAUUCGCUGAACGUCGGGAUCAGGAUGCGUUCACCACCCGUGGGGGCUACGCAGACGGCAUGCAGCCGUACAUGAACUCCCUUCAACUCGCCGCGUGUGCUUCCCAUGAACAACUUCCAACAUGCCCAGAGUUGCCAGCAGACGUCUUCACGUCAUGUCUGACUUCCCCCAUUGACAUCGCACUGCGAUACUUCAUCAUGACCCACCAUCUCCCUAACAACAUCACCCCCGACAUGGUCAUGCAGCUACCAGGAGACCUCAAGGACCGUCGGACACCUCUCGGCGAGCUCAACUGGAUAUUCACCGCUAUUACAGACACCAUUGCGUGGACCACGUUCCCUCGGGACGUAUUCACGCGGUUGUACCGCUCGGACCUUCUCAUUGCAAGUCUCUUCCGAAAUUUCUUGCUCGCAGAGCGCAUCAUGAAGAACUACCACUGCACCCCCCACACACACCCUCCACUUCCAGCCACAAACACGCACCAACUCUGGGCAGCAUGGGAUCUAGCUCUAGACACAUGCCUGCGCCAGCUGCCUGAGCUGCUUGCGAAGACGACGCCGGGCGUGUCCAGCAGUCGUCCUCCAAGUCCCGUUACUGGCACAGGUGCGCGCUCAGGACACAUAGGCCAGCGCGGGUCUUCUGGUGCUCCGAACACCGAGAAACCCUAUCAGUAUAUCCCGAGUCGCUUCUUUACCGACCAGCUCACUGCGUUCGAGGUGUGGAUUUCACGCGGUGGCUCAGCACUCACAAAGCGUGGUCCUCUUUCCCUACCUCUCCAGAACGGUGGGGAUCGUUGUGACACUCCUGACGUGGUGAACGGAACCACCGCCCCCGAUGCUGAUCUUGUCCCGCGCAAGCCCCCCGAUCAGCUCCCCAUCGUCCUGCAAGUGCUGCUCUCGCAGCCACAUCGACUUCGAGCGCUGAUACUCCUCUCCCAAUUUGUGGACCUCGGACCAUGGGCCGUCAACCUUGUACUUACCAUUGGUAUCUUCCCAUACAUAUCCAAGCUAUUACAAGCCGCAGGCCAGGACCUGCGCCCAGUAUUGAUCUUCAUAUGGGCGCGCAUCCUCGCAGUAGAUCCCAGUGUUCAGGUCGACCUAUUCAACACGGGAGGGUUCAAGUACUUCGCGAAUGUGCUAGCGACGCAGGAAGACAACGAGCUGCCAAACAGCAGUGAGCACAAGGCCAUGUGCGCGUUCAUUCUCAGUGCCGUCGCAAGAGAUUUCUAUAACGGCCAGAUGGCAUGCUGGCGCGAAAGGGUAUUCGACGCUUGCUCCGAGCGUCUAGAAGAGGGCGACUUUUUGCUGAGGCAGUGGAGUGCGUUAUGCAUCGCGCAAAUAUGGGACUCCAAUGAUGAGGUCAAAGUCUAUGGUGUCGAUCGUGGGAUACAAGACAAACUCAUUCUCAUGCUAUCCGACGACUCGCCUGAAGUCAGAAGCGCAGUCCUGUACGCCCUGUCAACUUUCAUGGGUGCGGCUGGAGGCAAAGGUCAAGGUGGUUGUGGCACUGGGACUCAGUAUCAGCUCGAAGAGCGCAUUCACUUCAGGAUGGAGGUGGCUGUCGCAACUGGAGCUACCCUUGCUGUGAGGGAUGACGCAAGCCCGAUGGUACGCAAGGAGCUGCUCGUCCUCAUAAGCUGCCUCGUGCGCGAAUGGCGUGGGCACUUUGUCGUUUGCGCGUGGAUGUACUGGGAAGAGGACCGGCGAUGGCGUGCAGGUGACCCGUAUGCCCAAUCUCACCAUGUAGAAGAAGAGGUCACAGCUCAGGCACUUGCUGAAUGGUUGGACGGAUUUGGUGACGACGAAGGUGCGAGGGAAGAAAAUCGGGUGUUGCUCUCAAGCUUCUUUACAAUUUUCGUUGUGCUCAUGGAGUUGACAAUCGACCCAUACCACGAGGUCGCGACACUCGCACAGACAGUGAUGGACUACAUAUUUGCUCUGCUCCUCGCAUCACCAUUUGCGAAGCUUAACCUCGUUCCACCACUACCUGUGGAUUACAAGCCCGCUGGUGCAAACGGCGUGCACUCACGCGCGGGCUCGGCACAAAGCUCACCACUGAUGCAACGCCCGCCCUCACCGGCAUUGUCCCGUCCAUCAAAUACACUCCGGCGUACGUCUUCCUUCGCCAACACACUGCGUCAUUUUGCCGGGAGCAUCCCUUUCCCCAGCAAUGAUGAAUCACGUGCCCCGCCAAGCCCUGUACCAUCUUCGCUCUCCCGUUCUGACGCCCUCAUUGCUUCGCGGCCCCCAUCACCCAACCUCAACGUCGCACAGUACGCUUCGCCCUAUUCACGUCCGCCAACGCCGUCACGGGAUAGAGACUUGACUUCGCCUCCUGUUUCGCCAAUCGCAGGAACUGCCAACUUCCUACCUUCACAUGUUAUGGAGGCGCUUGUGGAGGAGGAUAUGGUGCGUCUGCGAGCACGACGUCGGGGAGGAGCACAUGGACGACGUUCUGCGGGCUCAGGGCUCGGUCAUGGAGGAGGCAGUGCCAGUGGUGGCCUCAACAGUCCAUGCGAGAGCACUUUUUCUAUGGACUCGAAUGUCAGCAAUGUACCGCUUGGCUGUGGGACCGGGAACGGGCUGCGUGACGUAUUGCCCCUAAAGAGCUCGUUCUUUGCAUGGUGUUGCGAAUACUUUACGGAGCCACAGAUGCGGCAAACGGAGGCGGACGAGCCAGGAAGCGUGCAGUACAAUUAUCAAGUGUGGAGGCAGCAGCGAAAUGAGCAAGUUAUCGCGGAGACACAGACACAGGCAAUAGUUGCUGAGAGCUCGAGAUGGGAUCGUCCCGUGGCUAACCUGCACGUGAAUAGUCAUCCGUUGUGCAUGGCCAUGCACGCGUACGACCCCCACCUAGUUAUCGCGAAUGAUACCGACAUGAUCAGUGUUUGGGAUUGGACGCAACGCAAGCGCUUGAAUUACUUCUGCAAUGGUAAUCCUAAAGGCACGAGUAUUACGUCCCUACACAUCAUCAAUCAGGAUGUAGGGGGAAUCAUUAUGACUGGUGCAGCCGACGGAAUCGUGCGUCUGUACCGGAAUUACGACCCCACGUUGAAUCAGGGUCCGCUGCAGAUGGUCAGCUCAUUCCGUGCGUUACAUGAUCUGAUCCAGGUGCGGAGAGGCAGUGGCCUUGUACUAGAUUGGAAACAAUCGGGUGGCACGCUGCUGAUCGGAGGCGACUCUCGUAUCAUCCGAGUAUGGGAUGCCCACACGGAGACCCAAGUCCUGGAUCUCGAUACGAAUUGCGAGAGUCCUGUGUCGUCCAUCACGUCCGAUCAGGGAUCGUCGUCCACGUUCAUUGUUGGCUUUGCCGAUGGCUUGGUCAAAGUUUUCGAUCGUCGAUUAGAGGAAGAAGAUGCUAUUGUUAGAUCGUAUCAUGACCAUCACUCAUGGGUACAGAAUGUUAAAUACCAUCCGCGCAUCAGCGGUCAGUUCUUGUCGGCCAGCCUCGCUGGCGAAGUCCGUCUAUGGGAUUUAAGAGGCUCUGAUACAGCAGCUCAAGCUUGGGACUUGCACCAUGCUGGCUUGUCCACGUUUGAUGUGCAUUCACAGACGGGCGUGUUUGCCACAACAUCCGCCCUUACUCCUGCUAACUUUAGACACCAGCGGCUCAUGGUACACUCUAUCUCAGAUUCAUCGCCGCUCUCCACGCUGAGCCUACUGACGGGCCUGAACAUGUAUCCCUCUCGACCGCCAUCGCCUUAUAUCCCUAGGCAUACGUCUUUCGCGUUCCACCCGAUGGAGAUGUUGUACGCUGUUGGACAGCCGGAUGGUUCUGUCAAAAUCACCGGAUGCAAACUCACUUAAAGAUUGUUUGUGCACGCACACACCUCGCUCACCAUCGUCAUAUUAUAUAUUGACCCUGUGCAUUUUUCUGAUUUUCAUUGCUUUCUGUAAGUCACUGGACUUACGAACGCCCAUUCUUUUACAAAUGUUCUUAAGUCUCUCACGUGACCAGUUCAACUAACGCGUCUCGAUAAUCAGAUCUUUCUUAACUAUUACCACUACGUCCUCGUGUAUCCCCAAAUACUCCAAUCAGAUCACUUCUCUUUCUGUCCGAAACUCGUUCUUCAGAGUAACUCAGCUCACGACGGCGAUUUUCCACUUUUUCG
This is a messenger RNA of Suillus clintonianus, 4895 nucleotides long. RefSeq names its product raptor N-terminal caspase like domain-containing protein. The record is from RefSeq and is a predicted model, not a curated record. The transcript has 10 exons. The coding region runs from base 88 to 4590 and encodes 1500 amino acids. Gene Ontology annotation, molecular function: protein-macromolecule adaptor activity; protein binding. Lineage: Eukaryota; Fungi; Basidiomycota; Agaricomycetes; Boletales; Suillaceae. Gene Ontology annotation, cellular component: cytoplasm; TORC1 complex. Gene Ontology annotation, biological process: regulation of autophagy; cellular response to starvation; positive regulation of protein serine/threonine kinase activity.